Penicillium malachiteum is the source of this 3147-nucleotide messenger RNA. Its product is annotated as putative ARID/BRIGHT domain protein (SWI1). Gene Ontology annotation, cellular component: SWI/SNF complex; nucleus. The record is from RefSeq and is a predicted model, not a curated record. Gene Ontology annotation, biological process: regulation of transcription by RNA polymerase II. Gene Ontology annotation, molecular function: transcription cis-regulatory region binding. The coding region runs from base 1 to 3147 and encodes 1048 amino acids. The transcript has 3 exons. Lineage: Eukaryota; Fungi; Ascomycota; Eurotiomycetes; Eurotiales; Aspergillaceae.
AUGGCGUGCGACAUUAUAUCAACACAAUUGCUGACUGUGUCGGCCGCAGAUGGGUUGGUAAAACCGCACGAUAUGAACGCCUGGGCCGUCGACGCCUCGAACCUUCCUGGCCAGGACAAUGGGGCUUUCAAUCCAUCCACUAUCGAUCCCUCUGCCGCUUUUCUCCAUGCCUCUCCAACUCCUCAAGACCCUAAUCAGUUCCAGCGCAUGUUCAAUGGCGUGCCGCGGAAUGCUUCCCCCGGAUUUCAUAACCCUAACCAGGUGAUUCCAUCAAAACGGCCCCGACCAGAAGAUGGGAUGCCGAUGUCUCCGCGACCUGCCCCUGGCGGUGUCACUGGAUCGCGAUCGCAGACCCCUCAAGUCCCUUACCCUGGCUACCAAGGUCCGGCCAAUGGAACACCGCAAUUUCCUCAACACCCCACUCCUUAUCAACAUCUCCAACAGUCAGGCUCUCCCAACGUGACCCAGUCGCCGGUCAUGCAAGAUUUUGACCAGCAAAGCGUCCGCAUGGGUACAGCCUCUCCAAGUCCCUUUUCCCCCGCGGGUCCACAUAUUGGCCCUCAUAUGUCUCCAUCACAGUCGGAUCAUGGGAGCCGAGUCAAUACACCGCAGAAUGCCAAUUUCAUGCCAGGCCAACCAUUCUCACAAGGUAUGGCUCCUCAGUUCCAACAAGGACCUGGUAUGACCUCGGCUGCUCCUCAACAAUCCAUGCAAGCGCCACAGCUCGGUGGUAUGCAACAAGUACCACAGGGAUAUCACCAAGCACUGGCAGCCCAGCAGCACCGACUCCAGGCAAUGCAAAUGCAAAACCGACAGAUGAAUGCUCAUCCACAGAUGGGUGCGCGUCCUGUUGCUAGUAACAUGAACCCGAUGGCAAAUCCCCAGCAGAUGGCUGCCUACCGACAUAUGCAGCAGCAACAACAGCAACAGCAACAGCAACAGCAUCAACAGCUGCAGCAGCUGCAGCAGAAUGUGCAAAAGCCGGGUAACCCAGAAGGAUUUAUGCGGGCAUUACAGAAAUUUAUGAUGCAACGAAAUCUCCCUUUUGAUACGAAUCCAAUAAUUAGCGGUCGUCCUGUCAAUCCAGUGCAAUUAUAUGGAACGGUCAUGAAGAUGGGUGGAUCAAAGAAAGUUACCGCGGUAAAUGCUUGGCCUGCGGUUGCGCAACACCUCCAGUUUCCUCAGAUGCAGUUCCCUAUGGCCGUCCAGGAGCUCCGAGAAUAUCACCAGAGGAAUUUGGCUCCCUAUGAGCAAGCGUUCAUUAAUUCCCAGCAAAAACAGUUUGUUGAGAUGCAGCAGCAGCAGCAGCAGCAGCAGCAACAACAACAACAACAACAGCAGCAGCAGCAGCAGCAGCAGCAGCAACAGCAGCAGCAGCAUCAUCAUCAACAACAACAACAACAACAACAACAACAACAACAACAACAACCGCAAGCGCAACACCAGCCGCAUCAACAGCCACACCUCCAACAGCAAGUCGGAAUUCCCCGCCAGCCGAGUGAUGCGUCAGCCAUGCAAUUCCAGUCCCCUGUUGUCAAACCAGGCCAAGGCUUCGAGCAACCACAGCAAAUGUCCCACUCUUCUCAAAAUAAUAGCCCUAUCCCCAAUCAGGCCCAAGCCCCGCCAGUUAAUGGGUUUGCAACACCAACGCAAUCUGGACAUCGCCUCAGUGUUUCCCGCCAAUCACAACCCCCACAGCCGCCAGCCGACGCGUCAGGUCAAUUUACCGCGCCCUCGCCUUCGCAGCAAACCAAAGCCGCAUCGGCCACACCUGUUCCACAGCCUGUUCAAGUGGAAGCUAAGCUUGAGCAAGUGACAAAGGUACCUAUUGAGGAGCUUUUCAAGCCUAUGGUCAUCACCGAGCAUAAAUUCCACGGUCCCAUCGUGGUGGACGAAAUGUACACGGUUGGUGAUGAUAUUCUGAAGCUGAAGCCCACUGUGCCAGCCUUUGUUGAACUGGGGGUGGUGGAUAUUCAUGCCAUCACCAUGAGCGUCAAGUCUGGGAUUCAGGCAGAAGUUCGGGUAGCCUUGGACACUCUCACCACUCUCUCAAAUGAACCCGGAGUUCCGAUCAUGCUCGAAAAUUGUGACGACUUGGUGGAGAGCUUGGUUGACUGCGCCCAGGAUCAAGCCGAUUUUCUGGCUGCUCACAUUCCCGAAGUGACCGAUGUCAUGCGAUUACGUUCCUACGAAGAGGUGACUCGUGGUUGCCAGGCAGAACUUACAGAUUUGGCAGAUGUCCCCGCAUUUGGCAGCACCGAAUAUCAUCUAGACCGAGCCGUUGAACGACUGAUAUGUAUCACUACCAUCUUCCGCAACUUCUCUUUCCUUGAACCAAACAUGGGGAUCCUGGGCAUGCCCGAUGUGACUCAAAUUUUCGCGGACGUCUUUCGCUACCUUGGAACUCGCAAAAUGUUCCUGCGGACCAACCAAAAUACCUUGGAUUUCAUGAAAGAUGCGGUGGUUUUUAUGAGCAACUUGGCCCACGUUAUGCAAAUACCCGGCAAGGAGGAAGCCCAUAGCCUGUUGAACUUCCUUCUCGCAUUUGCGCCCUCCCCGGAGCCUACUUCGAACCCAGACAAAUUGAUGUUCACUACAUUCAAUCCCUCCAUCCACCGAUACACACCAGCUGCCGUGGACGGUCUGGCCAAGCUGUUGGCGCGCGAUGACCCCAAUCGAAUCUAUUUUGGGUCUAUCUUUGCCGGUGAUGGCUCUGUUCCCCGCAACCAGAUCUCCUUACCCGCGCUUUUGGCCUGGCCAUCUGGUCUAUUGGCCGCGGAUGUGUUGGCCACGUUUUCAGACGGACCUCUGGCAAGAUCAUGGCUCACAUCUGAGGAUGGAUUUGCUAUCCACCUCUUGAAACUCUCUUAUCUGCUUUGCAGUGAACGCAUGCCCCAUCUUACCAACCUCCGUACAAGAGGCCCUCACGAUGCCGACGCCUAUGCGUUCACUUCCAUCAUCCAUCGUAGCUUGGCUAUCCUACGCCGACUCGCAGAGAAAUCGAAACAAGUGGAUAACACAUUCCCACUUAAGAUUCCUCCCGGUGUUAUUCCUCGAAAGGAAAGCUUACUCGGUGCCCUAUUGCUGUCGAACAUGGACCCGACCAUCAUUCGUCACUUCCUCACAUAUGCUCGUCUCGCGGAGUAA